CGGCUUUAUUCUCAUGCCCCUUCUCCUCAUUGUAAACAAGCGGCGAUGGCGUCCCCGAAUUCUGGGCCCGUCGGUUCAAAUUCAGGUGGUGUGGCGCCAGAACCGGACCAGAAGUUCGACGUAUUCUAUAAAGACCUUAAAGAAACAGAGAAGAGGGACUCUGUGCUCACCUCCAAACAACAGAUAGACCGCCUGCUGCGGCCUGGCGCCUCCUAUGCCAACCUUAACCCCUUUGAGGUGCUGCAGGUGGAUCCUCGCACCCCCAUCGAGGACAUCAAGAAGAAAUUCAGAAGGAUGUCCAUCUUGGUUCACCCUGACAAGAACCAGGAGGACUCAGAGAGAGCUCAGAAGGCAUUUGACGAGGUGACUAAAGCCUGGAGGUGCCUAGAGAAUGAAAGCACACGUCAGAAGUGUUUGGACAUCGUGGAGGAGGCGGAGGCAGUGGUGGCCAAGAGGAUUGAGGAGCGCAAAAAGCAACUGAAAAAGGAAGGCAAAGACUCCCGUGUGGACGAGGAUGACCCUGAGAAGCUGAAGCGAGCCGUGUACGUGCAGACCAUGAAGCUGUUUGCCGACAUGGAGCGGAAGCGGCGGCAGCAGGAGGUGCGGGACCAGGAGGAGAGGAAAAGAAAGAGAGACCAGGAAAUAGCGGAAGAAGAACAAAAGAAAGCAGAAAAAGAAUGGCAGAAGAAUUUUGAGGAGUCUCGGGUAGAUCGUGUCAACAGCUGGAAAGAUUUCCAGAAAGGGAAAUCUGCUAAAAAGUUUAAGGGUUUCAAGCCCCCGAAGCACAAAGCUGAGGCCCGGGACUAGCCAGCAGGCGGCAGUCUUGGCGCCUGGGCCACCCGGGAGUCGUCCCGUGAGGGUUUCCUUCGUGUCACAGUGAGGCGGCGCAGUCAGCAUUGGAAUCAUGUCCUUCACUCUUCUGUUUCCCUGUUACCUCUUAUUACAGAGUGCUGAGCUCUAUAAAAUUUUAUUUUUUCUAUUCUUUACUCUUUUACAUAGACAUACUAACUAUGAUAAGUAUAAACCUAAUUAUGGGGUAAGUAUUAAGCAGUGAUGACAAUGAGAAUUUUGUAAAGUUUUGAAAAUAAUUUACUCACAGUAUUCCUUUUCUUAGGAAGCCAUGUUCUAGUGUUUGUUUGUGAGAAUCAUAAGUGAUAUUUAAUGAAGACAGGCGGAUAUUUUAUGACUUAAUUCAAGACAGUAAAAUUACAGCAAUGUAAUAUCUUGUGUGAAACGUUACCUCAUUACUGGUAGUUUAUAAUAAAGAAUCAUUUAUACUGAGUCCAGUUUGCCCACCAUCUUAGAAAUUUAAACAUAACUGUAUUCACUAGUUGAAAAUAAGUUGUAGCAUAGCAAGGAGCAAGUGUGUGGGCCGAGGAGUGGCAGUGUUACGAAGGCGUGCGGUGCUGGCUGACUGUUGUGAGGGAGCAAGGUGUGCCGAGACCAGUGUUGCUGUUGUAUCUGGUGAGGAGUGAGGAGUAUCUGUGAGAGUGAUGGCAGUUUGAGUGGGUCGGACAGCAGCAGGAAUGAGUAGAGUGAGGUUGUUGAGGGAGCAGAGUGCUGUGAGACCAGUAGCUAUUGUUAGUAUCUGAUGGAUGAUUAAGCCUAGCAAGCUCUAGUCUCCGACCCCCAUGGUGUGGCGUGUGGUGUACGUACAGGAACACAAACACUUUGGAGUUUAUGGCAGUUUCUGAUUGAGGUUAGUUUCCUAGCUCUCACAGUGUACCUCUCAAAACUUUUGUAUUGUAAUUAUCUGAGGUUUUUACUACUUGCAGUAGAAACUGAGAUAAUAUAAAAUAAUAAUUUAUUCUCAUACAAUCUUUUCUGGUAUAGCCUAAGUCAUUUUCAUAACAAACUUUCCUCCACAAGCUCAAGAUGACCUCUCAUUUCACAACAAUGUAACCUAAGUGCAAACACUCUGUGGCCCACAGUGGUGGACAUCAUCAUCUCUCUACCUGAGUAUUUCCUUAGCAAACUGUUUAGCUGCUCUACAGUUUGUAUAGACAAAAUAUUUAUAUGUUUAUUUAGAAAAAAUACAAAUUGUCUGCCCUUUGACCUUUGAGCAUAGGAUCUUUUUAAAGUAUUGGUUUUGCUUCAGUGAGUCAUUCAGACCAGCAAGAAAAUACAAGUAAGGUUGGCAAUCACAGUAGCAGGGUCACCACCACCCUGGUGAGGUGGGCAGGUGAGGCACGUGGCGAGUGGUGCACUUCCAGUUAGUGAGUGCAUCUCUCUCCACUGCCUCCACACACAUUGCAGCAAAUACAUUUACCACUUUAGCACAAUGAAUUCCCUUGCUGACAAAUGUGGAUGUAGCACAUUUUGAACUCAAAUCAAUUAUAUCUGUUCAGUGUUAUGAUACAGAAUGGUAAAAGCACUCUCCACAUUGAACCUUUGAAAGGAAUCUGGCUCUGGGAAGAAAAAAUUGUCAGUAAAUACUGUUUCAGAAAAAAAAAAAAAACAAUACUUA
This is a messenger RNA of Scylla paramamosain (green mud crab), 2467 nucleotides long. Its product is annotated as dnaJ homolog subfamily C member 8-like. The record is from RefSeq and is a predicted model, not a curated record. Bases 46 to 807 code for a protein of 253 amino acids. The transcript is spliced from 6 exons. Lineage: Eukaryota; Metazoa; Arthropoda; Malacostraca; Decapoda; Portunidae. Gene Ontology annotation, cellular component: nucleus.